Messenger RNA from Schizosaccharomyces japonicus yFS275, 3069 nucleotides. Its product is annotated as karyopherin. The coding region runs from base 1 to 3069 and encodes 1022 amino acids. Gene Ontology annotation, molecular function: small GTPase binding. The transcript is spliced from 2 exons. Lineage: Eukaryota; Fungi; Ascomycota; Schizosaccharomycetes; Schizosaccharomycetales; Schizosaccharomycetaceae. The record is from RefSeq and is a predicted model, not a curated record. Gene Ontology annotation, biological process: intracellular protein transport. Gene Ontology annotation, cellular component: cytoplasm; nucleus.
AUGUCGUUGGUCGAGCAUUUCGAUGCGACUUUGAGCUCGGAUCAAAACGUUCGUGCAAGAGCCGAGCUCUCCUUGAAGCAAUUGGAGAAAGAGCCCGAUUUUGUCCUUGCUGUGCUCCAACUCCUUGGAAAUGAAGGAAUUGAAUUGUCUACCCGGCAAGCUGCGGUUAUUUAUUUGAAGAAUAGAAUUGCUCGGUCAUGGAGCAGUGCCAAAGAUGCAGCUUCUCCUCUCGACAUUCCCGAAGACAAGAAGGCCAUCUUUAGACAGAACUUGCUGCCAGUUCUGCUUCAAAGUCCCGUUUCCACACGGUCACAUUUAAUGGCUAUCCUUAACAUCAUUCUUUCUACCGAUUUCCCCGACCAAUGGCCUAGUUUUGUUGAGUUUACCGCCAACUUGGUUCAGUCGAGUGAUGCUCGUGAAAUAUAUGCUGGCCUUAUUUGCAUGCAUGAACUUGCUAAGGUAUACCGGUGGCGCGUGGAGGAUCGCUGUCGUGACAUUGGACCUGUUAUUACUUCUCUGUUCCCUUGUCUCCUUCAGCAUGCCCAAAGAUUGGUAGCACAGGAUGACGAUGCUUCGGCUGAGAUGCUCCGUCUCAUCUUGAAGACUUUUAAGUCGGUGGUCUCUCUCGAAAUACCCAUUGAGCUGUUGGCUAACGACAAUAUCUUCUCAUGGAUUCAACUUUUGCUCGCCGUGGUUCAACGCGCCCUGCCUGCUUCCGUAAUGAGCAUCGAUGCCGAUGUUCGUUCGUCUCACGUUUGGUUGAAAUGCAAGAAAUGGGCUUACUUCACCUUGAACCGUCUUUUCACACGUUACGGUUUGCCCACUUCCGUUUCUAGAGACAUGUCUACUGAGUAUAAGACAUUUGCUCAAACUCUUCAAGUGAAUGUGGUUCCUAAUAUUUUGCAAGUGUACCUGUCUCAAACGGCACUUUGGAUUCAAGGACAAGUAUGGUUAUCUCCACGCCUCCUCUUCCACUUGGGCUGUUUCUAUGAGGAUUGUGUGAAGCCUAAGAACACCUGGGUGCUCCUGCAGCCUCAUGUUGAGAACUUGGUUGCACACUUCAUUUUCCCUCAACUUUGCAUGAGUGAAGAGGAUGAAGAACUCUGGGAAAUGGAUCAAGUUGAGUUCAUCCACAAGUACAUCGAUAUUUAUGAUGACUUCAAUUCCCCUGACGUUGCAGCCUCCAGAUUCUUGGUUAAGCUUGCAUCCCGCCGCGCUAAGCAGACGUUUAUGGGUAUUCUGAACUUUGCUACUGGCAUGCUUAACAAGUAUGCCAGUGCUUCCGCUCAAGAGAAAAAUCCUCGCGAAAAGGAGGGAGCUUUGCGUAUGGUUGGUUCCAUUUCACACGCGAUCUUGGCCAAAAACAGCCCUGUCGUCGACAUGAUGCAGGACUUCAUUGUUGUUCACGUUUUGCCUGAGUUUACCAGCACUGUUGGUUACUUGCGUUCUAGAGCAUGUGAAAUGAUCAACCGUUUCGCCGACAUAAAAUGGAGUGACAAGAAUCAAUUGCUGAAUGCAUACAAUUCAGUUCUCAACGCUCUUCGUGACGAGGCUUUGGCUGUUCGUGUGCAGGCUGCUCUUGCUUUGCAACCUCUUAUGCGUCACACUGAAGUGCACACUGCAAUUACUCCUCACGUGCCCAUGAUUAUGCAGACGCUUCUGCAAAUGGCUAACGAAAUUGACAUUGAUGCUCUUUCGAGCUGUAUGGAGGACUUUGUUAGUAUGUUCAGUCAUGAACUUACACCUUUCGCAUCCCAGCUUUGCGUUCAAUUGCGCGACACAUUCAUGAAGCUUAUGCGUGAAAGUUUGGAGCAGACCGCCGCUGACGACAUGGACUCGUUGCCCGAUGACAAGUCCAUUGCCGCGGCGGGUAUCCUGAACACGCUGAGCACGAUGAUUCUCAGCUUGGAAAACACAGUUGAUGUUUUGCAAGAGAUUGAGCGUGUUCUUCUCCCAUUAUUCACUUUUACUUUGGAUAACUCUGUUUGGGACGUCUUUUCUGAGGUAUUUGAGAUUGUUGAUGGCUGUACAUUUGUCUCCAAAUCUAUUUCACCUGUCAUGUGGACAGUGUUUGAGAAACUUCAAAGUGUUUUGAAGGAUUCCGCAAUCGAAUACAUUGAGGAUUGUUCUCCUGCUCUCAACAAUUAUGUAAUGUAUGGCGCUGAUGCUUUGCGCAGCCGUCCCGACUACCUUUCUGCCAUGGUAGAAAUUAUCCACCUGGUAUUCACAAAUGAUCAUUUAGCCUUGAAUGAUCGCGUUGCCGCAUGCAAACUGGCCGAGUUGCUUAUGCUUCAUUUGCCUGGUUGUCUGGAUCAAUACCUGCAAUCGUUCAUUGAGCUUGCUGGUGAUCGCUUGUUGGUUUCUGAGAAACCCAGUGCAGGUUCUUACAGAGUAUUCUUGAUUGAGGUCAUUGUAAAUGCUCUGUGCUAUAAUGCCUUGGCAACUUUGCAAGUUUUGGAGGCCCACCAGUGGACUGCUCCCUUUUUCACAUUGUGGUUUAACGAUAUUGGCCGUUUUGCCAGAGUCCAUGACAAAAAGAUCAGUAUGCUUGCCAUUGUAUCACUUCUUUCCCUUCCUAAUGAACAAGUGCCGCCUUCUUUACAAAGUGGUUGGUGUCAAAUGUUGCAAGUGAUUCUUACUUUGUUGGCUUCGCUUCCGGAGGCCAUGAAGAAUCGUGCUCAAAUUGAACGCGACUACGAUGGCGAAGCAUUUGAUAUGACUACGGCAAACUGGGACGAGCACGGAGACUGGGAUGCUGAAGAUGAUGAAACCGCAAAUGACUUUGCAACAGGACACCCUGAGGGUGCUUUCUCUGACGAUGAGGAGUAUGUCGAUGAUUUUGCCUGCUUCGAAGGUGAUUACUUGUUGGAGGAAGACCCAUUAUUCCACACUCCUCUUGAUCGGAUUGAACCAUAUGCCUUUUUCAGAGAGUUUGUUUCUCACAUGGAAUCCUCAAAUCCAGCUUCACUGCAACACCUCGUGAGUGGACUUUCCGGUGAGCAACAGCAAUUCAUGCAAGCAUUACUUUCAGGAUCUGUUCCCGCCGCUAAUCCUACUCAAAAGUCUUAA